This is a messenger RNA of Saccostrea cuccullata (small rock oyster), 1365 nucleotides long. Its product is annotated as exodeoxyribonuclease-like. Gene Ontology annotation, molecular function: phosphoric diester hydrolase activity; DNA-(apurinic or apyrimidinic site) endonuclease activity; endonuclease activity. Lineage: Eukaryota; Metazoa; Mollusca; Bivalvia; Ostreida; Ostreidae. Gene Ontology annotation, cellular component: nucleus. The record is from RefSeq and is a predicted model, not a curated record. Gene Ontology annotation, biological process: base-excision repair. Bases 28 to 1035 code for a protein of 335 amino acids. The transcript has 7 exons.
UAUAAUUAAGAUAGUUUUUAAAGAAGAAUGAAUGAAGAGCUAUAUAUUAUAAAUUUUGCUGUAUUUUUUAAGCCUUCACCAAGCAAGAAACAGAAAGUAGAGGCAGAUGGAGAUUCAGAAAAGAAAGUUCCAGCCAAAAAGGGGAAGAAAGCCCCCCUUCGUAAGGAGGAUACAAUUGAACCCUUACCAGAGGGGACCGACACCUCAUUUCCCACGGAGGUUAAUCCAGACGCCAAGACAAAGGAUGGGAGGAAAUUUACCCUGAAGAUUGCCUCCUGGAAUCUUAAUGGCAUUAGAGCCUGGUACGAUAAAGACAAGAUGUCCUACAUGAAGACUGAGUCCCCCGACAUUCUGUGUGUCCAGGAAACCAAGUGUCAGGAGGAUCAACUACCCCCCGGGGUCAUCGACAAAAAUUACCACAUCUACUGGUCCCCGGCAGAGAAGGCGGGGUACGCAGGAACGGGACUGUACAGCAAAAAGAAACCAAUUAAUGUCACAUAUGGGAUAGGUGUCGCCAAGCAUGAUGACGAGGGUCGAGUCAUCACAGCUGAAUAUGAAGACUUCUUUAUGGUCAACGCCUAUGUUCCAAAUUCUGGUAAAGGACUGGUGCGGCUGAAGUACAGGACGGAGGAGUGGGACUGUGCCUUUACUGAUUACCUGAAGAAACUGGAUGCCAAGAAACCGGUCAUCAUGUGUGGAGACCUCAAUGUGGCCCACACCCCUGUAGAUUUAAAGAAUCCUGCUACCAACAGAAAUAAGACACCAGGUUACACUGAUCAGGAGAGGGAGGGGUUCACUAAGCUCCUGGGGGAGGGGUUUGUCGACUCGUUCCGCGCCCUGUACCCUAACGCUAGGGACUGCUGGUCAUUCUGGACGUACAUGAUGAAUGCCAGGGCCAAGAACAUUGGGUGGCGAUUGGACUACUUUGUGAUCUCCGAACGACUCCAGAAAGAUCUUUGUGACAGUAUUAUACAACAGAAGGUCAUGGGGAGUGACCACUGUCCAAUCGUAUUACUGAUGGCGGGGCUCAAAUAGGGGGAACCACAGGGAUCCAAGAAUAAAAUAUAAGAUCUGGAUCAGAUGUAGGACAAGAUCUCCUGUGACUUAGUGUCGUGAAUGAAAUGCGCAAGAUGUAGAUCUGUGUUGGUGAUCUGUAAAAUGUGGAUUAGUAGUACAUGUGCAUUAGUCAAUUAUCGAUCUGCUUUUUCACCUAUAGACUCAUUUAGUAGCACACUGAAAGUGGUUAUUGUAAGAAGGUUGUAUGUAGUAGCCCCUGCUUUGUUUUUAAUGUUGGCCAAACAAAAAUUAUGGUUUUGAGUAGGACAAAUUUAUUGCCUGCAAAAAAGUGAUUAUUUGCACAUGGGG